Molecule: messenger RNA, 1713 nt
Organism: Pediculus humanus corporis (human body louse)
Lineage: Eukaryota; Metazoa; Arthropoda; Insecta; Psocodea; Pediculidae
Exons: 11
Coding region: 1-1713 (570 amino acids)
Biological process (GO): signal transduction; G protein-coupled receptor internalization
Cellular component (GO): cytoplasm
Molecular function (GO): G protein-coupled receptor binding
Source: RefSeq, a predicted model, not a curated record
AUGGGAGAGGAGGAAAGCGAGGGUUUUAAACGACAAGGAUACAGGCUCCCCGAAAAAUGCAGAUCGAAAUCUCAACACGAGUUCGACUCCGACCGACAUAACAUCUCAAAGUCAAAGAAUACGAAAAUUUUAGAUUUUCCCAACAAAAGGUGUUCGAGAAUAAAAGGGAAAGCGACGGGGAGGGGUAGGAGGAACAAGGCUAAAAAAAAAGAAAUAUUAUACACGCGAAUCGAAACAAUUUUCCUCCAAAAUUCUCCAUCCAUUAAUUUUACCCAACGAAAAACCCACGUGACUCCUCCUGCUGGAUCAUCGUCAUCAUUCCCCCCCUCUUCUCCUCCUCCUCUUUCUAUCCGUCCAAGAUUUAAACGGGUUUAUAAAAAAUCAUCUCCAAACAACAAGCUCACAAUGUACCUGAACAGUCGAGAUCUUUUUUCGGCAAAUUCAACGAUUGAUCGCCUUCACGGAGUCGUUUACGUCGAUCCAGAGUAUUUGGAAGAGAAAAAGAUAUACGGACAAAUAACGUUAACGUUCAGAUACGGUAGGGAAGACGAAGAAGUCAUGGGUUUGAAAUUUUGUAACGAAGCCAUCAUGUGUCUAUCGCAACUUUAUCCACCCCACGAAAGAGCCAUCGAAGAACGACCCACUGCGCUUCAGGAAGCCUUGUUGAAACGUUUAGGACCAAAUGCUCACGCCUUUUCAAUGUGUAUCACUCAUUUGGCACCACCGAGCGUUCAAUUAGUACCUGCCAAAGAAUACAACGGUGCACCGAUAGGUACAAGUUACGACAUACGAGCUUACAUAGCCGACCGUCCAGAAGAGAAACAAUCCAGACGAAGCACGGUUAGAAUGGGACUUAGAGUUUUGCAAAAAGCAUCUAGAAAAUCCAGUUUCACCGAUAAUAAUUCCGAAAAUUUUUUACAGAACGUUUCGGAAUUACAACCUGAACCUCCGCGCGUUUUGGUUGAAAAACCAUUUUUAUUAAGUGACGGAAAAGUCGAAUUGGAAGCGACAUUAGACAAAGCAUUUUAUUAUCACGGAGAAUCCGUGGGAGUCAACGUUCUAGUGAGAAACAACAGUAGGAAAACCGUAAGACGACUAAAGGUAUUCAUUGUUCAACAUGUCGAUGUUUGUAUGUUUUCAAAUGGUAAAUUUAAAAACGUAGUAGCGUUAGUUAAUAGUAAAGACGAAUGCCCUUUACCGCCUUGGACGUCUCUAAAUCACACGUAUAGCCUUCAACCGACAAAAGGAACGACGAAAAAUUGGAUAGCUUUAGAGGAUUCAUUUAAUAAACCUGCAAACGUAUUAGCAUCCACUGUCACGUGUAAUUCGAAUAGUCCUCAAGAUAGAAACGUUUUCGCCAUAUAUGUUUCGUAUUAUGUCAAAGUGAAAAUAUUUGUUAGUGCUAUGGGUGGGGAAUUAUCAUUAAAACUCCCGUUCACUCUCACUCACGGAAUGGAUGAUAUAGUGGACCCAUUGGUGUUAGAAGCUAAAUUAAACGCGGAAGAUUCAUCGAAUCAAAGGGUUGUUAAAUCAAAUGAUGAUGACGAAAAAAUAAUUAAAAAUGCCGAAGUUGAAUGUCACGAACCUAAUCAAUUGAAAACGAAAAACAAAGUUACUAAUUUAUUAUCCGCUAAAUGUAAAACAAACAAGAGUAAUAAUACAAUGGAGGAUGAAAAUGAAAUAAUUAAAUUAGAAGAAGAAAAACCCAUUUGA